This is a messenger RNA of Leptosia nina, 993 nucleotides long. The record is from the annotation of a GenBank genome assembly. Lineage: Eukaryota; Metazoa; Arthropoda; Insecta; Lepidoptera; Pieridae.
AUGUUUAUCAAAAGUGUAGUGUUCUUAGCCUUUGUGGCACUUGCUAGAACCCACGACAUAGCAGUCGGAUUUAACACUGAUGGAAGGAAGAUCUUUGACGAAACGAAACAAGCCAACCCAGCGAUUUGGCGACAAGCAAGUAAUGACACAGUGAAUGCACAAGAAGGCGAAGUAAUAAGCAGAGUUGUCGUCAAAGAUCAAAGACCAGAAAAGGAUGGAGAUGCAAAAAUCGUCGAAGGCGGUGAAGGGCACAAAAAUGUUACAAUAGAACUUAAAAGUCCAACUGCACUGCGAGGCUACGAUUUCAAAAUUGAAGUUUAUGCAGCUCCCGAUGUUCAUAAAGACCUUCCUGAAGAUAUGAAUGUUAAUAUGGAUGUAAAGCACCCGAAAGAUAUUGGUCUCGAUAUGAAGUUUACAACUGAAUCAAAUACUGAUAGCACGACGGAAGUUUCAAACGGGCCCACGCUUGCAUCAAAAGACGAUUUUACUAGAUCCGCUCGUAACGCAAUGAAUGAAGGUACAAACAAAAAUAUGGACAAUACUGUGACUGUUCAUGAACAAUCGACAAUCGAUCCAGAUUGCACAACCGACAUACCUAUUGAAAAAGAGCUGAAAGAAGAAAACAUGAAAACGGCAAAAGACGCCCAGGAUCACGAGAUCGUUGAUUUUGUUCUUGAUAUGAAUGAUUCAGCAAAGGAAGCUUUAGUAAGUGCAAGUUUGACGGAAGAUGAUAUGGGAAAAUUGAACAAUAGAACUACAGAGGAUAUGUCAACAACAGAAAGUUCUGAUAUUGAAAGCACAACUUUGGAUCAAGAACUUACAACAAUGGCUGAGAAUAAAUAUGACAAAUUAGAGCCGAUGGAUCAAGACAUGGAUUACUCAAAGAUUGGUGAACAAGAUCAAAACUCCUUCAAGGUGCCAUUUGUUGUAACGAGAAACGAAGAGAAUAAGAAAUUGGAAAAGGAUGUGAAAUUUGAUAGUUCGCCUUUGUAA